AUGACAAUCCCGAAAGAAUAUAAGGAUGUCCCAACUGCUGAACUCUCCACCAUCCGGUUUAUCAAUCUUUUUGAUAAAGACAAAUCCGAAUUGAGAAAAUUGAUAGCCGCCUGUGAAAACGAUGGUUUCUUCUAUCUUGAUCUUGAGAGUAGUGGCUCCGAAAAGUUUUGGGCAGACCUGUAUGAGAUUGAUAGCAUCACGAAGAAGUGGUUUUCUCAGUCCACAGAUGUGAAGCUGAAAACUCCUACUGUGUCUCUUGCACAUGGGUUAGUUGGUCUUCAAGUCUUCUCUUCGGAGGAUGCUACUUGGAAGUAUGUUGAGCCACGACCAGGUCAUGCAAUUAUCAACGUGGGAGACACUCUACGUUUCCUCUCGAACAAGCAACUUCGCUCUGCGCUGCAUCGCGUGCUACCCCUGGGCCGAGUCCAGACUGAAGAUCGGUACUCUAUUUCGUACUUCCUGCGAGCUUCGGACUCAACUGAGUUUGAGGACAGCAACGGAGAUGACUCGAGUGCCAAAAAGUGA
Molecule: messenger RNA, 525 nt
Organism: Penicillium taxi
Lineage: Eukaryota; Fungi; Ascomycota; Eurotiomycetes; Eurotiales; Aspergillaceae
Exons: 2
Coding region: 1-525 (174 amino acids)
Molecular function (GO): dioxygenase activity
Source: RefSeq, a predicted model, not a curated record